This is a messenger RNA of Ruditapes philippinarum (Manila clam), 2158 nucleotides long. RefSeq lists its product as uncharacterized. Gene Ontology annotation, molecular function: protein binding. The transcript has a single exon. Lineage: Eukaryota; Metazoa; Mollusca; Bivalvia; Venerida; Veneridae. The record is from RefSeq and is a predicted model, not a curated record. The coding region runs from base 1 to 2109 and encodes 702 amino acids.
AUGUUUCAAGAACCUAACUACAGAGAAAACUUAUCAUUGAUGUUAUCAGAGGUUUUACAUGACAUUGGUGUCAAUGAAAGAAUUGUUAUGAGAAGGAGAAGACAAUUCAUGCUGAUAGAGAAUAUGGCUAAUAUCGAGUGCAGAUUAACUGAUCUAAAUACAACUUACUAUUUCCUAGGGAGUCAAAGUGAAGGUACAACUACUAUAGGACUUCACUCAGAUCUUGAUAUACUAAGCUGUUCACAUGAUUUCAAUAUUAUACAAGACUGGUCAGAAUGGGAACAUGACGUGAACAUGAAGUUCAACUACCUCAUGAUACAGGAUGAGAACACUACUCCCGGGUAUUGUUUCUUACAACUUCUCAAAGAUGAUGAACCUCUUCCUGCAACUGUCAUUCCUAAUGAACAUCAUAUUAGUGAUAGUAGAGGAAGAAUAUUGUUUAAAAGCACAGGGAUAUAUGAUUUUCUUCAGGGUGCUCAUCAGCAACAUGGACCAUCUAUUGCUGAGCAAAACCCUGGAUUUUAUGAUUUAGACAAAUUGAUAGCUAUUCCAUUUAAAUCAUGGCCUCAAUCAGCAUCAGGUUGGUUAGAAAGACAGGGUAUUGGCAGUUGGCCAACACAAGAGAUGAGAAGAUAUGCAACCAGUACUGGGUGUUUUGUUGUUCCAACUGGAAGUAAGGUCAGCGAAUAUCCUGGAUUGGAAUGGAGAAUAUCUACAUCAUUGGCGGAACGAUGUUUUAUCUUAAAUCUAAAUAUAACACAAAUAAGGUGCUAUGUACUAUUGAAAAUGAUUCUUAAGUCCUUCCUUAAUUCUCAAGAUGAAAUAAACAUUUCAAGUUUCAUGUGUAAAACAGUUCUAUUCCAUUGUAUAGAAAACACAGAGUCAGGAAUAUGGAAAGAUAACAAUUUAUUUACAUGUUUAACAUACUGCUUAUUGGAAUUACACAAUUGUGUACAGAAUGACUGUUGUUCACAUUUUAUUGUAACGGAAAAUAAUUUGAUGGCAGGGAAAUUCACAGCUGAGACAAAACAUGAACUUUCAAAAAAUAUUUGUGAACUUAUACAGAAUGAUAGGCAAUGGUUACUAAGUAUUGAUAUUGAUGAUCUUGGCCAUAGACUUCAAGUUAAACUGAACAGGGUACCACAUGGAGUUUACUAUUUUCCUUCUUCCCUUGAAAUAUAUGAACAUGUUUUGAUGAUUGGAAAUAUAAACAUUGCAAAAGUCAUAAGUGAAGAGCAUAAGUAUGUUUUAAACCAUUUACACAAUAAAAACAUUAGAACAAUAAAUCAAUCUGUAGGUAAACUAAUGACCUUCAGUGACAAUGGUAAUAGAUUAGAACAUGCUGCAUUCAAGCUUCUAGCACCUUUUCUUUUUACCACAUAUGGAUCUAUCCUAGCAUCAUCCAGCAUUGGUGAAAAUAAUCAAGUGUCACCUCAAGCAUUGGUCUGGUUAUCAGCUGGUUUAAACUCAGAUAUCUCAUCUAGCAGACUUAAAUUGGCUUCAGUGUUUUACAGUACAGGAGAUAUGGAGAAAGCAGAACUAAUUCUGAGGCACACUGAACAACAAUAUAAUUCUUAUCCUGUUUUACCUUUCUGUUGCUGCAAUAUUUGGUUCCCAGCAGUAUCAGCAGAAUUCAAGAGGUUAUGUAAUGAACAAAGUGAGGACUGUAUCAAACAUAUUAUAGCACUUUGUGUCAGAUUUAUACAGGAAGAGAUCAACUGUGUUCCUCAUGAACUACAAUAUGAAAUGUUCAGAUCUACACAAGAUGACAUGAUACACAGAGAUAAUAAUGAAGGCUUUUGGAUGGACUGGGCUGUAGUUGAUUCUCUACCUCUCCUGUACUUCCUACAAUACAAAAUCUACCGCCAUCUACAAAGGCAUCAAGAUCAACAACAAGCACUUUCUAAACUUACAAGAACCAUAGAAACAGGUGAAAAUCUUAGACAUAGAGAAACAGCUCUUAACAUUUUAGGACAAUGUAUGGAACAAGAAAACAGGCCUCAAGUAGCAUUAAAAUGCUACAUGCUUUCUCUUCAACAAAGGGCAAAAAACAAUGCAGCAAGCAUCCAUAUUUGUAAGCUCCUUUCUGGCUUUAUGAAUAGCCAAUAAAAAGUGAUCAAGAGAAGUAAGUAUGAAGACUUUAGUUUUCAAUGAUAUC